This is a messenger RNA of Pseudophryne corroboree (corroboree frog), 2100 nucleotides long. RefSeq names its product cytochrome P450 2G1-like. The coding region runs from base 78 to 1562 and encodes 494 amino acids. Lineage: Eukaryota; Metazoa; Chordata; Amphibia; Anura; Myobatrachidae. Gene Ontology annotation, biological process: xenobiotic metabolic process; epoxygenase P450 pathway. Gene Ontology annotation, cellular component: cytoplasm; intracellular membrane-bounded organelle. Gene Ontology annotation, molecular function: oxidoreductase activity, acting on paired donors, with incorporation or reduction of molecular oxygen, reduced flavin or flavoprotein as one donor, and incorporation of one atom of oxygen; arachidonate epoxygenase activity; heme binding. The transcript is spliced from 9 exons. The record is from RefSeq and is a predicted model, not a curated record.
AGUGUCAAAGAUUUUCCUCAUCAGGAACACAGAGGGACGUAGCUCACAGAACCUGCUGUAAUUGAGCUGUGCCCAUAAUGGCACUAAAUAUAGCAGUGACCCUUCUCCUGGCUACUGGGGUCACUCUCCUGAUUUACCUUGUUAAAUGGUGGAAUAAGAUAUCGCAGAAGAACCAGCCCCCGGGGCCCACACCUCUGCCCCUGCUGGGGAAUAUCAUGCAGAUCAGCACCACUGAAUUCCCACAGUCUUUAGUUAAGCUGAGUGAGAAGUACGGACCUGUGUACAAGAUCUACAUCGCCAACAAUCCUGUAGUCAUGCUGAUUGGCUACGAUGUUGUAAAGGAGGCGCUUGUUGACCGCAGCGAUGCGUUUAGUGACAGAGGGGAUUUGGAGUUUGCAGAUCUGUUCUUUAAGGAUUAUGGGGUCAUCUUGAGCAAUGGGGAAAGGUGGAAGACAAUGCGCCGCUUCUCUCUCAUGACUAUGAGGAAUUUUGGAAUGGGAAAGAGAAGCAUUGAGGAAAGAAUCCAAGAGGAGGCCCAGUGUCUUGCGGAGACAUUCAUGAAGAAUAAAGGCACUCCAUUUGACCCUGCAUAUAUACUGAGACAGGCUGUAUCCAAUGUUAUUUGUUCUGUUGUAUUUGGCAAGAGAUUUGACUAUGAGGACAAGAAAUUCAUAACCCUCCUGUCAUACAUUAUAGACCUUGUCCUGCUAUUAAGCACUGCCUCGGGUCAGCUUCUUAAUUUCUUCCCAACCUUGAUGACAUAUGUUCCUGGCCCUCACCUGAAAAUUUUCCCAACUUUCAAAAACAUGAAGGACUUUAUAAAGGACAUAGUGAGGUCUCACCGAAACACACUGGAUGUGGACUGCCCACGAGACUACAUAGACUGCUUCCUCAUAAGGAUGGAAGAGGAAAAAAAUAACCCAAACACAGAAUUUCAUGAUGAGAACUUACAGUCAGCAGUAUUUGACCUGUUUUUUGCUGGGACAGAAACUACAAGUUUGACACUAAGAUAUGGAUUCCUGAUUCUGCUCAAAUUCCCUGAGAUACAAGAGAAGAUCCACAAGGAAAUAGACAAUGUAAUAGGCAGAGAUCGCUUUCCAUCAGUGGAGGACAGGAUUAAGAUGCCGUACACAGAUGCUGUUAUACAUGAGAUCCAGAGAUUUGCUGAUAUUGUUCCUGCGGGACUGGCUCAUGGAACCAGUAAAGACACAACAUUCAGGGGAUAUCAUAUUCCAAAGGGAACCUUGGUGUUUCCAGUCCUUACCUCUGUCCUGAAAGACCCCAAACAGUUCAAGAACCCAAACAAGUUUGAUCCUGGACACUUUCUUGAUGAGAAUGGUGGCUUUAAGAAAAAUGAUGCAUUCAUGCCAUUUUCUGCAGGAAAACGCAUGUGUUUGGGGGAGGGUCUGGCACGGAUGGAACUCUUCCUCUUCCUCACCACUAUUCUGCAAAAGUUUACAUUGAAGACCACAAUGGACAACAAUAGCAUAAGUAUAACUGCAGAACCAAAGACCAAUGGUUCUCGACCUAGGCCCUAUGAGAUGUUUGUUGUCCCUCGCUGAACAAGUGUUUAUAUUACAUCCAGUGACACAAAAGUUAUAAACAGCACAACACAACCAAAUAGCAAUGACUGUACUUUAAGAAUAAUUAAGUUGUUUUUUUAAGAAUUAAAUUUAAAAAAAGAAAGUAAAUGGAAAUACAGAAAAAAAAGGGGAAAAAAUAGGAGAAACAGGUACUGUAGUUUGUUUGCAUAGAAGGCCGAAGCCCAAGAACACCCUUCACAGGUGAAUUAGACAGAAAUGUAAAACUCACCAUAGGCUUAGAUAGUAAAACAAAGUUAUCAAUAAUCAGAUUGAGGAGAACGUAGGACAGAAAGAUCAACUGGAAUACUGUAUAAUGUUGAAUGACCCUUCUCUUCCCUGUACUCACACCAGUUAAACCACUUCAAAUGUAUAGAGGGAGGGGAAGAGAAGUAUUUAGUCAAGAAUAGUAAAGUUCUUAACACUACUGUAUAACAACAUUUUCUGUUCUAAAUUUCAUGAACACAUAUUACUUCAAAUGCUGAAUAACGUGAUAUAUAAAAAAUAUACAACACAAUUA